Messenger RNA from Racocetra persica, 410 nucleotides. The record is from the annotation of a GenBank genome assembly. NCBI's taxonomy places the organism in Eukaryota, Fungi, Glomeromycota, Glomeromycetes, Diversisporales, Gigasporaceae.
UUUGUGAACUUAAUAACCAAUUUAUUGCAAACUUUGAAGAGUGUGAAGACAAUACUAGAACUACUUUUAGUUUGGGUUUGAGAUAUAAAAAUAAGGUUGGGCCAGCUCUUAGUUGGCGUUUAGUAGAAAGUAAUAAUUGUAUGGAUUCAAGUUUGAAAGUAAGUAAAGAUAUUCGUAAAUUUUUAGAGAUAGUAAAAGAUAAUAGUUGUAUGGGUUCGAAAGUAAGUGAAGUUAAUACUAGAUUUACUUUUGGUCUGGUAUUAGAAUUGGAAGGUGGUAUAGAUUCAGAAGUAAGUGAGGAUAAUUCUGGGCUUGUCUUGGGGCUUAAAUUAGGGUUGGCAAAAGAUAAAAGUGGUUUAGGUUUGGAAGUAAAAAAAAAUAGUAAAGAUUUAGUAAAAAGUAAUGGUAGU